AUGAGCAAGGGCAAGGUUCACCACGACUGGAUCCUCCGGCGGUGCUGCGGCUCCGUCGCCGCCUGCAUCCUCACGCUCGCCGUCCUCGUCGGCUUCGUCGCGCUCGUCAUCUACCUCGCCCUGCACCCCUCCAAGCCCUCCUUCUACCUCCAGGACAUCCAGCUCCGCUCCAUCGACCUCGCCGAUCCGGCUCUCUCCCUUGACGUCCAGGUGACCAUCGCGUCCCGGAACCCGAACGACCGGGUGGGCAUCUACUACAAGACCCUGCACGCCUUCACCACGUACCGCGACGAGCCGGUGACGGUGCCGGUGUCGCUGCCGGCGAUCUACCAGGGGCACAAGGACCAGUCGGUGUGGUCGCCGGUGAUGUCCGGGGACUCGGUGCCGGUGGCGCCCUACGUGGCGGACGCCAUGAAGCAGGACAUCGCCGCCGGGUACGUGCUGCUGCACGUGAAGGUGGACGGCCGCGUCAAGUGGAAGGUCGGCAGCUGGGUCUCCGGCAGCUACCACAUCUUCGUCAACUGCCCCGCGCUGCUCUCCGCCAGCGGCGGCAACGCCGGCGGCGCCUUCGCCAUGAGCGCCACGGCGGGCGGCAAGCAGGCAGUCACGCUCAAGUUCACGCAGCCGUCCUACUGCACCGUUGACGUGUGA
Molecule: messenger RNA, 651 nt
Organism: Triticum turgidum subsp. durum (durum wheat)
Lineage: Eukaryota; Viridiplantae; Streptophyta; Magnoliopsida; Poales; Poaceae
Source: the annotation of a GenBank genome assembly